CCCAUUAGUCCUACUGCGUUGGCCGGGGUGUUGGCUUCCUGCUUAUGGAGAUAUUAAGCCCUCUGGCUCGACUGCGAGCGUCUUUUCUUACUCUUGGACGUUCGCUGUCAUCUUCUCGUAGACUCUUCUGUCGCAGCAUGGCCUCUGAAUCCGUAACGCGCUUUGAUUUUCUGGUGAUUGGCGGAGGAUCAGGAGGGCUGGCCGGUGCGAGGCGGGCGGCUGAACUCGGUGCCACUGCAGCCGUGAUCGAAAGUCACAAACUCGGAGGUACCUGCGUGAAUGUUGGUUGUGUUCCUAAAAAGGUAAUGUGGAACACAUCCACCCAUGCAGAGUAUCUCCAUGAUCAUGAAGACUAUGGAUUUGAGGGAGCAAAAGCACAUUUCAACUGGCAGCUCAUUAAACGCAAAAGGGAUGCUUACGUUAGUCGCCUGAAUCAGAUUUACCGGAACAACCUUGACAAGGCCAAAAUUGAGUCUAUUCAUGGCUAUGCAAGGUUCACAGAUGAUUCUGAACCCACUGUUGAAGUUAAUGGAAAAAAAUACACAGCUCCUCAUAUUUUAAUCGCCACUGGCGGCCACCCGUCCACUGUCAGUGAGGAUGAUGUUCCAGGAGCCAGUUUAGGCAUUACCAGUGAUGGAUUCUUUGAACUUGAGUCUUGCCCUAAACGUAGUGUGAUAGUCGGGGCAGGAUAUAUUGCUGUGGAGAUGGCUGGUAUCCUUUCCACUCUGGGGUCCAAAACGUCCAUCAUCAUACGACAAGGAGGGGUACUGAGGAACUUUGAUGCCUUGAUAAGCUCAAAUUGCACGAAAGAAUUGCAAAAUCAUGGUAUUGAUUUACGGAAAAAUACUCAGGUGAGGUCAGUGCAGAAGACUGACAAAGGCCUUUUUGUUACGCUGGUGACAAAAGACCCUGACGACAAAUAUGCACAAGAGAAGUACGACACCAUCCAUGAGGUGGACUGUCUGCUCUGGGCUAUUGGCAGGGAACCCAGCACCGCUGGCCUCAAUCUCAGUUCAAUAGGGUGUGAGCUUGAUGAAAGGGGACAUAUCAUGGUGGAUGAGUUCCAGAACACCACUCGAGCAGGUGUCUAUGCAGUUGGGGAUGUUUGUGGGAGAGCUCUUCUUACACCUGUUGCUAUUGCUGCUGGCAGAAAGCUUGCUCACCGGCUGUUUGAGGGCAAAGCGGACUCCAAAAUCAAUUAUAAUAACAUCCCUACUGUUGUGUUCAGCCACCCACCUAUUGGCACAGUGGGACUAACUGAAGAUGAAGCAAUCAAGACCUGGGGAAAGGACAAUGUGAAGGCUUAUACUACUUCUUUCACCCCCAUGUAUUAUGCCAUAACUACUCGAAAGAGUCAGUGCAUCAUGAAGUUGGUGUGUGCUGGCAAAAAUGAGAAGGUUGUUGGUCUCCAUAUGCAGGGUUUUGGCUGUGAUGAGAUGCUUCAGGGUUUUGCUGUGGCUGUUAACAUGGGAGCUACUAAAGAAGACUUUGACAGAACCAUUGCCAUCCACCCGACGUCCUCAGAGGAGCUAGUAACACUACGCUAAUCAAGUGUUCAUAUUCCUACACAGCUUUGUUCCAAUCUAAACAAUAAAAAAAUAAAAUUUC
Onychostoma macrolepis is the source of this 1608-nucleotide messenger RNA. RefSeq names its product glutathione reductase (gene gsr). Gene Ontology annotation, cellular component: mitochondrion; cytosol. The coding region runs from base 45 to 1547 and encodes 500 amino acids. The record is from RefSeq and is a predicted model, not a curated record. NCBI's taxonomy places the organism in Eukaryota, Metazoa, Chordata, Actinopteri, Cypriniformes, Cyprinidae. The transcript is spliced from 14 exons. Gene Ontology annotation, biological process: cell redox homeostasis; cellular response to oxidative stress; glutathione metabolic process. Gene Ontology annotation, molecular function: glutathione-disulfide reductase (NADPH) activity; flavin adenine dinucleotide binding; NADP binding.